AUUUUUUUUAGUUUAAGUAUUGUUUUGUGUAGUUUAUAUUUAGUGCGUGUUAAUUAUCCUACGUUAAGUUUAGUAGUAGUAAGACUUUCAUAUUAAAAUUCAUUUACGCAUUGCUGGUAUCAAAAUGUCAGUGAACACUUCAGUACAAACUCCGGGCCCAUCUGGAAUCAAAUUAAUUACACGACAAGAAUUAUUCGACAUAAUGCAGACGCACAAAGAUAAAAAUAUUAGUCAGAAACUGGAAUGUCUCGAACAGUUUUUAUUAAAUCAACAGAAUUACACAGAAGAAGAACGUCAAGCAUUCAAGCGUAAAAUCUCCCAUACAAAAUCGCAGUUUAAACGUAGAUGGUUGUCUGCGCGUUAUAAGGAAGAUUUAUUUAAAAAACAGAAUGAAAAGUGGCUUCAGGGAACAAUGGAAAUUCUCACAUCUCAAAGCAGACAAUCACAAUCAACAAAAUCUUUUACAGAUUUAUCUGAACGCAGCAAGCGAAGAAGAACAGAAGAUCUUCGAGAAAAUACCAGCGUAGAAAAAUUAAUAUUUGCUACUCAAUCAAAGUUAAGAACUUCUGGCCUGGUAGAUGCUUCAGUUGUACUAAAGGAAAUGGUUAAAUCUCCUAAGCGUGCUACAAAAUACAGGAAAAUUUAUUCUAGUAACGUACAGAAAGAAGAAAAACAACUAUCAAAUAUGCAAGCUCUGUCUUUAUUUGUUGAAGCAAGACUAUCCAGAGAACAAUACAAUAUAAUUAGAAUGAGUGAUAAAAAAUUAUUUCCCUGUUACAGUUUACUUCAGAAAGCUAAGAAGGACUGUUAUCCUGUUCGUGAAGCAUAUAUUGUAACAGAAAAUCAUGCUGAAGUAAAUCUGCAAGAUGUGUUGAAUCACACGGCAACUCGUCUUUUAUUAUAUUUAAAAGAAGUAGUGAAUAAUUUAAGUGAUAGCGAUACCAGUUCAUUACAAUUAAUAAGUAAAUGGGGAUGCGAUGGGUCACAACAAACGCAGUACAAACAAAGAUUUUUAAUAAGUACUGGUUCCGACUCACAUAUAUUCCAAAGUUCAUUUGUACCGUUACAAUUAAUUUCUUCUACAACUAAAAAAGUAAUUUGGCAAAAUCCGACACCAUCCUCCCCCAGAUAUUGCCGACCGAUACGAAUCAGAUUUAUAAAGGAAUCCGUAGACGUAACCAACGAAGAAAUAGAUUAUAUGAAGACCAAAAUAAAUGAAUUAAAAGAAACAGAAAUCGAAGGAAACACAAAUAUUUCGAUAAAACAUGUUUUAUUAUUUACGAUGAUCGACGGCAAAGUAUGUAAUGCUGCUAUGAGCAUAAACUCCACAAUGAAGUGUUUUGUAUGUGGUAUAACUUCAAAAGACUUCAAUAAUUUAACAAAAAAACCAAUAGUAAACCCAAACUCACUGCAAUUUGGUUUAUCUAUUUUACAUGCAAAAAUCAGACUUUUUGAGAACCUUUUACACAUAUCUUACAAAUUAACAAUCAAAAAGUGGCAAAUAAAAAGUAAAGAUGAAAAGUAUGCAGUGGAACAAAGAAAAAAAUACAUUCAGGAAGAAUUCAAAACUAAAAUGGGAAUAAUAAUAGACAGACCAAAACCUGGUUUUGGGAAUUCGAAUGACGGAAACACUAGCCGCAGAUUUUUCGCAAAUCACGAACUGUCAGCUGAAAUAACGGGGAUUGAUGUUACAUUAAUAUAUCAAUUUAAAAUAAUAUUGCAAGUAAUAUCAAGCAAUCAGAAAAUUAAUAUAGAAAAAUUUGAAGCAUAUGCCAUGGACACAGCAAAACUGUACAUUCGAUUAUAUCCAUGGCACCCAAUGACUCCCACUACACACAAAAUUUUAAUACACGGUCCGGUCAUUAUUGAGAAUGCCAUGUUGCCGAUCGGACAACUCUCCGAAGAAGCAGCUGAAGCCAGAAAUAAACAUUUCCGUAUAUAUAGAGAAAAUUAUUCCAGAAAAUUUUCUAGAGAAGCAUGUAACGAAGAUGUGAUUAAUAGACUUUUGCUCACUUCCGAUCCAUAUUUAACAAGCAUACGAAAAACCCCCCAAAAAAGAACACAGCCAUUUCUAAAAGAAACAAUAAAGGGUCUAGCCGUAUAAGCAUAGUGA
Molecule: messenger RNA, 2113 nt
Organism: Osmia lignaria (orchard mason bee)
Lineage: Eukaryota; Metazoa; Arthropoda; Insecta; Hymenoptera; Megachilidae
Source: RefSeq, a predicted model, not a curated record